AUGAGUUCCCGAUAUGCGGGAUUCGGCAGUAGAAAUGAUGAUAAUGAAAAUAAUGAAAAUUUUGUUACCAUUGGUACUCAUUUUGAUCCGGCUGAACCAACUAAUAGUACAUCAAUUUUAGCUACAUUAGGUAGGAAAGCAUCGAAACUUGUUGAUCUUUCUUCAUCAAAUUAUGGUUAUGAUGGAAAACGUUUUCAUGGUGCAUUUACUGGUGGUUUUAAUGCUGGCUUUUAUAAUACAGUUGGAUCAAUUGAAGGUUGGCGACCAAGUGAAUUUAUAUCAUCUCGAACAGCACGAGCUGAAAAACGUAGUUAUGAACCAGAAGAUUUUAUGGAUAAAGGAGAUUUUAGUGAACAUGGUAUUAAUCCAAAACAAAUUAAAAUUCGAAAUAUAUUUGAUCAAAAUGAAUCUGUGACACGUAGCGUAAAUAAACAACAACCUGGAACAUCAAAUCAACGUAAUAAUGAAGAUAUAUUACGCGAUAUGAUUCGAGUCAAAACAUUAUCUAUUGGUAAAAAAAUACUCAUGAGUAUGGGUUGGAAACCAGGAGAAGGUGUUGGUGUUAAAAUGUCUCGAAAACAUCGACAAAAAUUAAAGUGGUCUUUAACACAAGAAACACGAAAAAAUCUUCCUCCAUCACCUCCAAAAUCAGAACAACAACAAGAACAAAUACCUAGUGUUAAAAUUUAUGGUGUAGCAAUGCCACCACCAUCUUUUCAACAAAUAAUUAUGAAAACAUCACGUUUAGAUGAUGAUAAUGAUGAUGAUGAUGAUUUUGAUGAUCAACUUUAUGCUAAUGUUAAUUUACCUCCAUUAGAUUAUGAAGUACAUUUUCAAUUACAAAAACGUGAAAAUCAUGGUCUUGGUUAUAAAGGACUUGAAUCAUUAAAUUUAUUUGGUCAGACUAAUUUAUUUGUUCAACCAUCAAUUGAAAAACAAAUUAGUAAUGUUAAAAUUCGUGGUCAAGCAUUUGGUGUUGGUAUUGAAGAAGAUGAAGAUGAUAAAGACUUAUUUGCUGCAGAUGAUCUUAAACAAUAUGAUUAUGAAUUAACAACAGCUAAUGAUAAUACUAAUGAUAUUAUGCGACAAAAGACACAAGAAAAUAAUUUUGUAUUGAAAUUUGCUCGUUAUGAAUCUAUGUCAAUGCCUGUUGUUUAUCCACCACCCAUAAUACCAAUAGAUUUUCGUAUUGGACAUCGUUUUCCUAAAUCAGCAAUGCCACCACCACCACCACCUUCUCCUCAUCCAGCAGUUUCUACCAAUGAAACAUCAAUAAAUGAACCACCGAAACCACCAUCGAUUAAACAUGAUGCUAAUACCCGUGGUCUUCUUCUUGGUGAUCUUUCAUUUCUUUCUCGUCCACCACCAAAUGUAAGUGUACCACCUUCACCGAAAGUAGAAGUUACACCAGUAAAACCAACAACAGUUCCAACACCAUCACUUGAGUGGGAUGUUGAAAAAGAACGUUCAUCACAUGCAACUCCUACAUCAACAAACAAUGCUCGAACACAAUUUCUUGAUGCUAUUAAAAAUCGAUUUACAUCAUCAUCUGAUCUUGUACAAAUGACUGAACGUCAAUCAUUCGAAGUUGCUCUUGAAAGUGAUUUAAAAAAAGCUGUUUCAAUGAAUCUUUAUGGUGGCUUAACUCGAUCUAUAUCUGAUUGGAAACCAAAUCCACUCUUAUGUAAACGUAUGAAUUUUCCUAAUCCAUAUCCAGAUGAUGCCUAUGAUGAUUCAAAAGAAUCGAAAAAAUCUCGACGACAAUUAUGUUCGAAUCUUUUUGAACAUCUCUUUACAUCAUCAUCUACAGAAUCAUCAACAUCUUCUGAGCAAUCUUCUUCAAUUAUAACACCGCCGCCACCACCAGCAUCAUCAUCAUCAUUAAUAUCGAAUUCAAAUGAAACAAGUAAACCAUCAUCAACAAUCACACCAGCUAUUCCACAAGUACAACCUUCUUCAGUACCUAAAUCAGAAUUUGCUCCAAUUGAAUCGUUUGAACAAGAAAAUCAAGAACGUCCUCCAUUGGAUUUGUUUUCAGCAAUUUUCGACAAUCAACCUUCUGAUGACGAGGAUACUGAUGAACAAGAAACAGAAGAAAAAAAGAAUGAUAAUAUACCAAAAUCAAUUAAUCUACAAAAUUCUAUCGUAUCCAAGCCCCCUAUCACAAUGCCAUUAGCAUCCUCAAUCACAUAUCAAAGUCGUGAAAGUGAUCAUUCAGAUAGUUCCGAUUCUAGUAUUGAAGAAAUUGAAAUUUCAGAUAAAUCAUCUCUUGUUUAUGGACCAGCUGUUCCUAGUAAUCUUCCGUCUCGUACCAAGACAGAUAAUGAUAAGUCAAUAUGGACAAAAUUAGCAAAUACAAGUGCACAAUAUGAAGAAUUAAAACAUAAGAAAAAACAUAAGAAAAAGAAAAAACAUCAUAAAAAGAGUAAAAAACAUCAUCAUUAA
Molecule: messenger RNA, 2445 nt
Organism: Rotaria sp. Silwood2
Lineage: Eukaryota; Metazoa; Rotifera; Eurotatoria; Philodinida; Philodinidae
Source: the annotation of a GenBank genome assembly